Molecule: messenger RNA, 4961 nt
Organism: Gavialis gangeticus (Gharial)
Lineage: Eukaryota; Metazoa; Chordata; Crocodylia; Gavialidae
Gene: STXBP4
Product: syntaxin binding protein 4
Exons: 23
Coding region: 103-2280 (725 amino acids)
Biological process (GO): insulin receptor signaling pathway; regulation of insulin secretion involved in cellular response to glucose stimulus
Cellular component (GO): cytoplasmic vesicle
Molecular function (GO): syntaxin binding
Source: RefSeq, a predicted model, not a curated record
GCAGGAGGGGGGUGGUGAGCACCGACCAGGGCAAUCAUUAAUCUUGGUCAUGAGACAGAAUCUUCCAUUCUGAGCUCUUAAUGAAACAGUUCAUCUAGAAAGAUGGCCACUGCAGAGCCCCUAUCAAAAAAGACUAUAAUGGGUCCUUAUGGAAUCAAUCGUGCUGUACAUCGCAUUACUCUUUCUGAUUGUCAGAAUGGAUUAGGGGUUAAAAUUAUUGGAGGUUAUCGGGAGCAGACUUCAGAAGACUAUGGAAUUUUCAUAAAAAGAAUUUUGCCUGGAGGAAUGGCUGCAUUAGAUAGUCGCUUGUUCACUGGAGACCUAAUCUUGGAUGUGAAUGGAGAAAACUUAGUUGGUGUAACCAAUGAAAGAGCUGUUGACAUCUUGCGAACAGCAUCUGCAUCUAAUCACAUGUCUCUGCUGAUUGCGAGAGAUGAAGAAGCCAAGAAAGAAUUUCUAAACCUGAUGGACAAGUAUGGAUCUCACGCUAAUACAGACUCUGCAAGAAGCUCUCCAACACAACUGCUAGCUGUGAAACCUGUUGACAGCCUUUCUUCAGCAUCAUCUUCAAGGUCCCAGAGUCCUCAGCUGGCGCAAGCAAAGGAUACUGCCACCAGCCACAAUGGAAGUAUCUCUGUCAUAGCCACAUCCCUUCAGCUCGCAAAUGACAGUGCAUUUCAGAUUAUCACUGUUUCCAAGGGAACAGGCCUAGGCUUGAACAUUGUGGGAGGAAUUAACAGAAAUGAAGGGCCCUUGGUGUAUAUUCAAGAAGUUAUUCCUGGAGGUGACUGCCAUAAGGAUGGACGAUUAAAACCUGGAGACCAGCUUGUAUCAAUAAACAAGGAGUCGAUGAUUGGUGUCUCCUAUGAAGAGGCAAAAAGUAUAAUCAGCAGAACAAAGCCAAAAUCAGAAUCUGCUUGGGAAAUUGCUUUCAUCAGACAAAAGAUUGUUCCCAGUUACUUGGAACAUACACAACGCCCUUCUAGUUUCUUGACAUCUUCUGGUGCAUAUGGACAGCAGCAAAAUCCAACAUUUAAUCUUCUUACACCUCCUAAUGAGAACUUUGCUUCUAAGAUGGCCCCUUCCAGUGCUACAAAAACUGGAUUCAAGAAGAGAGAGCAAUCUCCAAUUAUUUCUGAAGACAGCAGCCCUACUGAUGUGUCUGCUACUGCUGUUACCCCCAACCAGGCAGAUGAUUACAGACUGCAAGGAAAGAAGAUUUCUGUAAACCCUACUGUUCGUCUCAAAGCAGAAAAGCUGGAGACGGCACUGAAUUACCUUGGGAUUCAGCCCACAGCUGAACAACAGCAAGCCCUAAGGAACCAACUACAAAAAGAUUCUAAUGGGACAGUAUCUUUUGGAGAUUUUGUUCAGGUUGUGAGAAAUCUGUUCUGUGUGCAACCGGAGGAAGCAGGUGGUGGCCAAAAACCCCUUGCAUUGGGGGCCAGCGAAGUCAACAGUUUAUUAGACUCGCAGUUUGUAUCCUGUGAUUCUGUGGAAAUGGAUGAUAUGGAAAGACUUAAAAAUGAAAGAAAUGACACUUUAAAAGAAAUAACUAAACUGAAGGAACAAUUGUCUGAAUCUUUAAGUGUACAGAAACAGUUAAUGGAGGAGCUACAGACUGUCAGACAGGAAGCCAAGGCAGCGGUGGAAGAGACGAGAGCUUUGCGAAGCAGGAUUCAUCUUGCAGAAGCCGCACAGAGGCAGGCUCGUGGGAUGGAGAUGGACUAUGAAGAAGUAAUCCACCUAUUAGAGGCUGAAAUUACAGAGCUGAAGGCUCAGCUCACUGAUCAUCCUGGCCAAAAUAAAGAUAGUACGCAUGAUUUACGAAAGAGAAUCGCAGUGCUAGACUGCCAACUACGGAAAUCAGAAGCAUCUAGGAAAGCCUUUGAAGUGGCCACUGAAAAACUGCUGCAGUUCACAGAGAUUGUACACGAAGCCCUGUCAGAAAACUCCUCUUUGUCAGCUUUAAGUGAUAGAAGAGCCACGUUGUCAGCUAAGACGCUACUUGCACGACUGGGGAAGAACGGACAUACAGUCACAGCAGCCCUUGGAGCUGAAGCCAAAGACCUUGCUAAAUCUGUCCGUGCCAUUCUAGAAGUAGACUGCCUACCUUAUGGAUGGGAAGAAGCAUACACAGCUGAUGGAAUCAAGUACUUUAUCAACCAUGUAACACAGACAACAUCAUGGAUCCAUCCUGUAACCAGCGCACUGAGCUUGUCCUGUUCUGAGGAGAGUGAGGAAGACGGCACCAGAGAGCUAGCAGAGCCCAGGAGCUGAGGACGUCUGUUGGUAGAUAGUAGUUUCACUCGUUCUUACCCAGUAAUCAGAAGACCGCGCUUUCCUGUAGUCUAGCAUAUUACACCUGAUCUUGCUGCGCUUGAACUCAAAGGGAGUUGUGUCAUUGAUUUAUGUGGGAUCAGUUUCAUGGGUGAAAUUCACCUCUGCAAAAGGUCUGUGUCUUACAUACGUAAGUUCUCUUAAAUCCCGAAGGGCUUGUUUAGUGCACAGGGUCUGCCCAGCUUGCAGGUACAGGGGUGAACCUUACCCUUGUCCCUUUAGGACCUUAUCCUCUCCUGUCUUCAGUUCUAUGUGGCUGUAACUCCAUUGUCUUGAACUGAGUUAAUUGCCAUUUGCAGCAGCAUGAGAGGGGCACAUUGGAUGUAAUUCCCAGAGAAACUUUCUGUCACUGGUUGGUGGACGAGUUUUUUUACCAAAACUAGUAGGUGUAACACAGAAGCCUUUUGUGUAACUACUGAGUGUAUGAUUUUUAUAAAAGAUUUCAUAUGUAUUUUGCUAUCAGAAGUUUAUGGCAAUUUCGUACGAAUACUGAAGCCCAGAUGAUUUUUUUUUUUUUACCAUUAUUUUUAUGGCAGUUAAUGAUUCGGCUUUAGAAAAAAUAAGGUCUGGAAAGUUGUUGACCCCAGUUCUGGUAGAGGACACUCUUCUCUGUCAGCAUAAUUAUGCAGGAAUGAAAACUGUUUCACUUUUGUACUCUGCUAAACUGGUACACAUACGCAUUGAAUGUUUCUGUGGAAGCUGUGAAGUUUCAAGUACAAUGAAACCUGUGAAACCACCUCCAGGAUCAGCAGAAAUCAGUCACCUCCUUGAAGCUGGGCUUUAAGUAGAAGUAAAACAAAAUCAUUCUGGAAACCCUGGUGAUGAUUUGAAGGGGUGGCUGAAAAGGACCAGGACUGCUAGAGAAGCUACAAGCAGGUUUCACUGUACACAAGCAGCACAAGACUUCUUAAGACUGUGUUGCUCACAGCAUGCAAUACGAUGGCUGCUUUGUCGACUGUUUGAUUCUACAAUCGGUCAUUCCUGUGGCUCUUUAUAUGUGUACAUAUGUCAGGUAUUGACUAACAAAUUAAAUAAGGAAAACAGACUUUGCAGAAGCACUGAUCAACAUGCCAGAGGAAAACAGUAUUUUUUGACAGUAAGGACCAAGAUAUGGGGCUCUACUGUAAGGAAAUUAGGAUGACAGGCUGACGCAGCUGAGUCAUUCUGCAAAGGGAAGUUGAAAGUAUAUUUAAGAAGCUGAGAACUGUGCAUCUCUCCAGGUGAAAUGGGAUGCCUCCCUGGUCCUUGCCAUUCAAGCCAGGACGUUGCCAGUAGCUACACCUGAGACAUCUAGUGGGUGAAACAGAAUUUAGGCCUUUGUUGUCUGCUUUUAAUUAGUGUGGGGCUAAGUUACCCAUGGAUGUGGGGCCUGUGCCCUUUUGAGGGGGCAAAGAGGGUGUUCAGGAAAAGCUGGAUCAGCAGAUCCACAGUAACUUGCAUCCAAUGAACAAAUCCUCCAUGUGCAACAGCAGCCCUGGGAGUUGCUGUGCUGUAGCCAUUCUCUUUCCACUAGCCCUCAGUUGCUUCGUGGCUUGAGGGAGGACGGUGCCUCCAAAUAAUGACCUGGCACCACUGAGCAGAGCUCAUUUGCUUGUGCUUUAUACAGUCCUCUGAGGUGCAGACCUUGGACUCAGACCCAGCACAGAUAUAUAAACUGCUCACCAGACCUAUCUGGCUUUCUGACAAUGUUAACUUUGGCUCUAGCAAUAAUGUAGGUGCUUUAUGUAUGACAGAUCCUUUCAGGAUGGAAGACUUUGGGCAUUUGGGUUUUAAUCAGGAAGCAUUUAAAAAAUCUGGUCAGUCAGCCUGCAUGUAGACUGCUUUUCUGCUUCUGUUGUGAGACAUGUGAACUGGGCUGUUGAGCUGUGCUGUCCUCAUAGGACUUGAUUUAGCCCGGAGUUUUGCCGUCGCAAAGUGUAAGGCAGCACUAGGUAGUUGCAGCAUCAGUCCACUAGCAGCUCCCCAGGCACGCUCCAGCAGGAAUCGCACGGCAUUUAAAGCUGCCCUUUCGUUGGACCGGGUGGAGGAGGACAGCCAUGUACACUCUGCCUGUCUUUCCCCAAGGAACCCCCUACCCCGAGCAUGCUAUUCACAGCCCACCGCACCAGUCAAAAAAAACGCUGGCCUUCUGCUGUGCUUGCUGUCUCCACCCACAUCUGAGAACAUUUCAGCAAUUCAGAGCACGUUCUAGUCUCUCUUCCAUUUUUACCUUGUAAUUAAGGACUACUUAAAAAAAGAUCUCUGCAUCCAUCUAGUUUCUUCCUUAUUCAAGUGUUGGUUCUUCAGAUAAGCUACCCUAGUUCAUAUUCUCCACCUCUGGUCUCUUUUUUUCAUACCUGUAAUCUCCAAAUGUUCUAGUCUAUUUUUGUAAGCUGGCAUACUUGUUUCCUAGGUUAUCCUCUCUCUCUCCCUCCCUCCCUCUCCCUUCUUUUUUCUCUCUCUCUCUGCGAAGUAGUUUGCAAAACAAUUUUGAUUAAGCUGAAUUGUAUAAACUGAGAAAAUGGGUCUAGAAUAAUGUAAUGCAAAUUUGUAAAGAGGAAUUGUCAAAAUACGCAGUGAUGUAAUGGCUAGUUUACAUUUUUACUGCACAAUAAAACAUCCUGACUUCAAGAGAAAUGGAA